This is a messenger RNA of Lindgomyces ingoldianus, 1232 nucleotides long. Its product is annotated as Cu,Zn superoxide dismutase-like protein. The record is from RefSeq and is a predicted model, not a curated record. NCBI's taxonomy places the organism in Eukaryota, Fungi, Ascomycota, Dothideomycetes, Pleosporales, Lindgomycetaceae. The transcript has 3 exons. Gene Ontology annotation, biological process: superoxide metabolic process. The coding region runs from base 227 to 1054 and encodes 275 amino acids. Gene Ontology annotation, molecular function: metal ion binding.
CCUGCCUGCCUUACACCGCCCUCUGCAGCCUGGUUCAACCGCAGGCCUUGGCGCUAAUUUCCUCAACUGUUUACACACCUUCCUUGACAACCAUUGAACUCUUUCCACUCCACCUCUUCAACUCACCACAAACACCACAGACACCGCAGACGCCACUAAACGCUCGCCACUAGAUAGCUGCAUCAUCGCCAAACCUUGUGCUAAACAGAAACCUUCAGGAUCCUUGAUGGGCAGCAUGCUUCUUUCAAUCCUCAUCGCCGUUCUGGGUGCUGCCGCUAUCGCCAGCGCGCAGUCUGCUACGCCAUCUGCUGCCAACGCUCCUGAGGUCACCGGAAAUCCCAUUGGAGCCUCCUACCUUGCGGUUCUUCCAGAGAAGGCGGGCAGCACCGUUCGCGGCUCAAUCUCGGCUUCGUCGUCUCCUGAUGGCAAAGGUGUUCUGUUCCAGGUUGCCCUUUCUGGUCUUCCCACUGAGGGCGGUCCGUUCAUGUACCACAUCCAUGAGAAGCCGGUUCCUGCGGAUGGCAACUGCACUGGUACUGGUGCCCACCUUGACCCGUACAAGCGGGGAGAGACGCCACCAUGCGACCCAGCUCUGAAGCAACAGUGCCAGACUGGAGACCUCAGUGGCAAGUACGGCAAAUUCAAUGGUACUGCUUACUCUAACGCCUACACCGACCUCUACUCGUCCACCAUCCCGACCAACCCAGCUUUCUUCGGCAAUCUGUCAGUCGUUGUUCAUCUUGCAAACAAGACACGCAUUUCCUGCGCCAACUUCACGACGAUCGCGAUAGGUUCCGAGAAUCCAAUUCCACCGGUCAGCCCAUCAUCUGGCUACGCUCUCCCAACAACUGUCGUCCAGAACGCCACUCUUGGUGUCUCGGCCACAGCUACCGGAACUGGUGGUCCAAACAGCGGUGCUGAUGAAAGUGGCCAUGCGAGCGCGACUGCUACCCCACCCAGCCCAAGUGCACCAGCACAGUCCAACAGCGGGGCAAAGCUGUUGGCCGGAGCUAGUGCUUUGGUUGGUGGUACAGUAGUAAUGCUGCUUGUCUAAGAGAACAAAUCUCAACUUUUCUAUUCUGGCCUUGCGGUAGCAUAUCGGCGUUUGGCAAAGGUCUUUACGAGAAUGGAACAUGCUCAUGUCUGAUCUGGAAUGUCUCUGGGGUAUUUUCCCCAGCUAGCUAAUGCGAUGGAUGGGUACAUAAUUGACAAGGAAUUCAAUCCACAAUGUG